This is a messenger RNA of Thrips palmi, 2646 nucleotides long. RefSeq names its product dynamin-1-like protein. Gene Ontology annotation, molecular function: GTPase activity; microtubule binding; GTP binding. The record is from RefSeq and is a predicted model, not a curated record. The transcript has 12 exons. Lineage: Eukaryota; Metazoa; Arthropoda; Insecta; Thysanoptera; Thripidae. Gene Ontology annotation, cellular component: microtubule; membrane; cytoplasm. Bases 136 to 2076 code for a protein of 646 amino acids.
GUCAGUCAGUCCAGUCAGUCCGCCGGGUCCCUCGACACGGUCAAGACGCACUGCGACGCGCGGCUGCUCGUGAAGAGGAAAGAUCAGCGUCCGUGCCGUGGGUAGUCGGAGUGCUACGAUUGCAAAGUGCCAAACAUGGCGAUGAGAAGAGACUUGCUGCCCAAGCUGAACAAAAUACAGGAUUUAUUUUCCACGCUGGGAAAUAAUGAUCCGAUCGAAUUGCCGAAAAUCGUCGUCGUCGGCAACCAGAGUGCAGGCAAAAGUUCGGUGCUUGAGUCUUUGGUGGGCAAGUCAUUUCUGCCGCGUGGCUGCGGCCUCGUCACUCGCUGCCCUCUGGUGCUCCAGCUAAACCACAUCCCCGUGGGCCACACACGGCGUGAGGGUAUCUAUCACUAUGAGGAAUGGGGAACGUUCCUUCACUCCGGAGAUCGUAUUUUUGAACUGGAGGAAAUUUGCGAGGAAAUUGAGGCUGAGACAAAUCGCUUGGCGGGAUCGAACAAAGGCAUCGUCUCAACUCCCAUCACCCUGAAGGUGUUCUCACCCAACGUGGUGAACCUUACUCUGGUGGACCUACCAGGCAUGACGAAGGUGCCUACGGGUGAUCAGCCUCGGGACAUCGAAGAGCAGAUAGAAGGGCUGAUUUUACAGUACAUCGAAAGCCCUUUGACCAUCAUCUUGGCGGUGGUGACUGCCAAUACAGAUAUGGUGACCAACGACAGCCUCAAGCUGGCCAAACGUGUCGAUCCGGAGGGAGAACGUACGCUGGCCGUAGUCACCAAAAUCGACCUCAUGGACAAAGGCACGGACGCUAGGGAUGUCCUGAACGGUAAGGUCAUCCCUGUAAAACGUGGAAUUGUUGGUGUGGUCAACAGGUCCCAAAAGGACAUCGAUGAAAACAAGAGUGUAGAGAAUGCUGUUAGAAUGGAAAAAAGGUACUUUGAAGAACACUACAAAGAAAUAGCUUCUCUUCAUGGUUGUCAGUACCUCGCGGUGAAGUUAAGUGUGCUGCUUUCCGACCACAUCAAUUCAUGCCUUCCUGAUGUGCAGAAAAAAAUUCUUCAAGAAAUUGCCGAGUGUACUAAAACUCUCGAGACGUGUGGUGACUUUGUUACUGACAAGAAGUCAGCUCUGAUGAGCAUUAUCAAUGGCUUCAGUGAACAGUUCCGAUCACUUUGUGACAAAGGAUCCCCAGAUCUACAAUCAAUUAAGCUAACCGGAGGUGCUAAGCUGUGCGACAUUCUCCACAGCAGACUGGAGAAAAUCUUAGCCAGCAGGGAACCUUGCAAAUCGUACACGACUGAUGAAGUUAUUGUGGCCAUCCGUCAGUCCAAUGUCCUGACGCCACCCCUGUUCGUUUCCCAGUUGGCAUUUGAGAAACUGAUCAAACCGCUGAUCAAAAAUAUGGAGAAGCCUGCCCUGGAUUGUGUGGAGGCCGUGCAAAGAGAAAUGAGCAUCAUGUGUCAACUCAGCAUUCCGGCGCAGCUGAAACGAUUUCCGCCCCUGAGGCAAGCGGUCGUCAAAGUCGUGCAUGGAAUGAUCAACGAGAGGGCCGAGAAGGCCAUUCAGAUGGUUCAAGACCUCGUGACUGCCGAGAUGGGUCACAUAACGUACGACCGCAUUGAUGCCAAUGAAUUGAAAAAACUUCUGACUAUGGAAAAUGCAGUUAUACCUUUUUGUGUUGUGCCUUUCCGUAAGGGUGAAAAAAUUGAGACAGAACUCAAUAAGGAAUUAAUGAGGGCGGAAGGGAAUGACAAGGCGGAUGUUGUGUCCCGUUUGGAGUUGUUGACGAUGUCUAAUAAAGACAGAGUGCAUGUCAUCAUGUUGGGUAAGAUGCUCGACCUAUACUACAAACUCGUGGCGGAGACAACGCAGGACUUCACUGCGAAGGUGGUCGUGACCUUCCUGGUGCAGGCAGUGCGGGACUCGCUGGCCGUGCAUCUCACGUCUGAGCUCCAGGAAGUGUACAAGAAUCUGUUUGAGGAAAAGGCGGAUAUUGCUCAUAUUCGUCAAACAACAUUCAAGAGACGUGAUGUUCUGGAGAAGGCACUGGAAGUCAUCAUUGAAUUAGAAGAUUAAAGGGUGGUCACUAUUUCAUCACUAUUGAAUGUUUUCUUUGCUUGUUGUAUUCUAUGAUCUCUUCGAUCUUCGACCUAGGUUUAAGUUUGCUGUUUAAGACGAGGGGAUUUGUUUUCGGUUUUUUAAUGUAUAGCCCCUGAUAAACGAUUCAUAUUGUUAUAAUCAUUUCUUUACAUAUGCAUGAUGUGUACCGUUAAAACAAUGCUGCAUCAUCGUCAAGGAUGCUAUCUAGCUUUUGUGAGUUUUAAUGUUAUGUAUUAUUUUUUGGAGUGAGUGUACAAUAUCGCUUUUUACGUAACAGGAUACUACCUGGUCUCAAUUGGUUCUUCUCGCCGAAGGGAAAAAAAUGUUCCUUUUUGUAACUUUUAUUUCUUUAAAGGCCUUCCGUUUGUCCUGUUAUGUUUUUGUUUAUUAACAAUUGAUCUUCAUUUCAUUUUCGUGCUGCGUGUUUGCGUUAGCUUCACGUAAUAAUGAGAUGCUCCUCCAUUACAAUCGAUUUUGUCCUUUACAUUGUUUACUGUUGUGUCUCAUGAAUUUGUACCUAUAAGUAGGCCACAUAUGUUUUUUUUA